GCAUAAAGGUACUCAUAUCAACACAACUGAAAGGGUUAACUGCAAGUCCAACCCUUCUAGUAUCUCCACCCUCUUCCGCUUUUGCUUUGAUAAAACGCACAGGCCGCUUGCUGCUCUUGUGUUUGUCUUGGGAUGAUCUGUCAUCAUGUGGUCGGCUUUCAUGAGGUUAGACCUAACAUCUGUAUGCCUGGCUCUGUUUCUGGGCUUGAUCUUUAUGGUUCUGUUUGAGAUCUUCAGGAUUAAUUCAUGCAGAGGUCAAUUUCCACCUGGUCCCAGACCUUUGCCUUUUCUGGGAAUCAUACCAAGAUCCAAGAUGACACUUGAGGCAAUAAGAUCACUAUCGCAGUACGGAGAGAUGUCUUCUGUGUAUGUUGGGAGAAAACCAAUGAUAGUCCUCAAUACAAUCCAGGUCGCUAAGGAAGCCUUCGUUCAGGAAGCCUUUUCUGGGAGACCAUUUAUGCCAAUUAUAGACUUGGUAUCCAAGAGCCAUGGUAUCAUAAUGGCCACGUUUGGUCACUCCUGGAGGCAGCAGAAACGUUUUGCUCUGCACACGCUCAGGAAUUUUGGCCUGGGGAAGAAAUCAGUAGAAGACCGCGUGUUAGAGGAAAGCCGCUAUCUGAUUGCUGAAAUGCUUAAAGCAGAAGGCAAGUCUUUGGACCCACAGCAUGCCAUACAGAAUGCUGUUUCUAACAUUAUCUGUUCCAUCGUGUUUGGAGAUCGCUUCGACUAUGAUAACAAACGCUUCUCAUACCUUCUGAAAAUCCUGAAUAAUCAAAUAGUACUCCUAGGAUCAGCUGCCGGACAGAUUUUAAACUUAGCCCCCUUCAUCAAGCAUUUUCCUGGGCCACACCAGAAGGUCAUGCAGAAUGCCACUGAGUUACUGGGCUUCAUCCGAGACGAAGUAAAAGAACAUAAAGAAACUCUGGAUCCAGACAGCCCUCGAGACUUCAUUGAUGCCUACCUGCUGGAGAUCGAGAAACAAAAGUCCAACGAGGACUCCACGUUUCAUGAGGAGAACAUGGUCAUGUCAACAGCUGACCUGUUUCUGGCUGGAACCGACACCACAUCGACCACCAUCAGAUGGGGACUCAUCUUCUUGAUUCAAAACCCAGAUGUACAAGAGCGAUGUCACGAGGAGAUUGUUGGUGUUCUGGGAUACGACCGUCUGCCCAGCAUGGAUGACCGUGAACGUCUACCGUACACAUACGCCACUGUCCACGAGAUUCAGCGCUGUGCCAACAUCGCACCUUUAGGAGUCGUUCAUGAAACCAUUCACCCCACAAAACUACGAGGAUACGACAUUCCCCAGGGAACUAAGAUCAUGACAAACCUAGCUUCAAUUUUAACCCAUAAGGAGCACUGGAAGCAUCCAGACGCCUUUAACCCGGAGAAUUUCUUGGAUGAGAACGGGAACUUCUUCAAACCAGAGUCUUUCAUCCCCUUCUCACUCGGUCCGAGGGUCUGUCUCGGGGAGACUCUGGCGAGGACGGAGCUCUUCUUGUACAUCACCUGUCUCCUACAGAGGAUUCAUUUCUCCUGGCCGCCCGAGCCGCAGUCCAUCGACAUGGAUGGGACCAUGAUUCAUUCUCACUUUCCUCAGAACUUUAACAUCGUCUGCCGCAGCAGAGAUACCAAAGAGUGACCAUCAGUAACCCUAAACAUAUCACACAGACAUCUUCAUAAUCGUGUAUGAAUCAGGUUUUCCGCUUGACAUGAAUGUAUGUUAACAGUUUUUGAUGUUUAGGCACAGCCGUAUUUUUACUUAAUCAAAUAUAUGUAUAUUUUACUGUCAUUCGGCAUAGAAUAAAUGCGUGUAUUGUAUUGUAUGGUAUUUCGUAUGGCUUGAAUACCGAACAGUCAGUCAAAUCUAUAGUAAGCAUUUUUCCACAGUAACGGUGAGUAUUUAAGGAGUAUUUGAAUUUAAAGUCAAACUAUGCACCAGAGCACAUUAUACAGGUUUAGUGGAGCCAAAUCUCCCAUGUGCAUUAUUUCGUAGAUGUAGAUGAGUUGAUUAUUUAUGGGAAGAUAUUUGAAGAAUUUUAAGUUACUCGCUCACCAAUGGGCCAUCAACAGUGAUCAACCGUCGAAAAAACCUCAUGUGUGUGUGUCUCGUGUAUGAUUAAUCUGUGAGUACGGACUGUCCCGGCUUCUUGAUGUAGUGAAUAUCCUUUAAACACUGCCCUCUGGUGGACAGGAGCUCAUGAGUGUCUUCAGAAACCUUCAGCACUGCUUCCUCAGUCUUCUCAGACGAGUAAACAAACCUCUUUCUGUCGGACACAGGGAUGUUUUGGCAGGUUAAUUGCUAAGGUUCGCAAAUUUUUGAUUCAGAUCAAAACCACGGUUUUAAUACAGGCACCAUGCUUGAACUUUUAGUGUACAACAUUUUUUGUAAUAAAAGAAAGGAUUGGUUUGCAAA
Messenger RNA from Puntigrus tetrazona (Sumatra barb), 2416 nucleotides. RefSeq names its product cytochrome P450 2B1-like. NCBI's taxonomy places the organism in Eukaryota, Metazoa, Chordata, Actinopteri, Cypriniformes, Cyprinidae. The record is from RefSeq and is a predicted model, not a curated record. Gene Ontology annotation, biological process: xenobiotic metabolic process. The coding region runs from base 146 to 1642 and encodes 498 amino acids. The transcript has 9 exons. Gene Ontology annotation, molecular function: heme binding; iron ion binding; oxidoreductase activity, acting on paired donors, with incorporation or reduction of molecular oxygen, reduced flavin or flavoprotein as one donor, and incorporation of one atom of oxygen. Gene Ontology annotation, cellular component: intracellular membrane-bounded organelle; cytoplasm.